CUGCGAAUGCAUUUUGCGAUUUCGCGCGCGACACGAGGGCCGCGAAACCGCGGGUUUUCUCACGCUCGCUGCCCGAUCGAGUCUCAAUCGUACGCCGAUCGGAAAACUUCGGGCCUAAUAAGCUUGUCCUGGCAUGAUGACGCAUUCCUAUCCCCUGAGUAGUGUGUAUCGUCUCAGAUUUAACAUGAUAUAUAGUUGUUAUUACACUCGCGACCAAGUAGUUAUUUGUACAUUUUUUUUAUAUAACGUUCGCGUAAGACACACACAUAACGCAUCAUGGUUUGCAGAGCCGAUGAAAAGAGUCAAAUAUGUGUGGUCGAAUUCAAUAUGCCUUAUGAGGUUAAUCAUAAACUUUGCACUAGUGACAAAUUUUCCCUAUAUAUAUCUACACGUGCAAAAGAUCUUUUCAAUUAUAUCGAAGAACACUAUCACAUGCCACCAGAUAGCUUUAGAUUGAUUCUAUGCACAUCAUCAUGCAAAAUGAUUAAUUUGGCUGAUAUGAAAGACAAAACAAUGGAGGAAAUUGGCGUAGAUUUCUCGAUUGAUACAAGUUCGGCUGGAAAAAAUACUCUAUUUGUUGUUGAUCCACAACGACCCUUUGUUAUUGAUGUAACAGCACAAAAAAUGGCACAAUACAAUCUGCCAACAUACAAUCUCGCAGGUGCACCAGCUCUUCAACCACAUAUAUGGGGAGAAGAGGAUAUUGUUAAGGAAGAUGUUAGAGAAGAUGUUAAAGAUGAUAAAGAGGAAGUUAACUUUAGAAGUUUCAUUAAAACUGAGACAAGCUAUGUUGGUUUAGUCAAUCAAGCAAUGACUUGCUAUUUGAAUAGUCUUCUCCAAGCAUUAUACAUGACGCCAGAAUUUCGUAAUGCACUAUAUAAUUGGGAAUAUAUAGACGGUUCUGAAAAAGAUGAAGCCUUAAGCAUACCAUAUCAAUUACAGAAAUUAUUUCUCAAUUUGCAGACAUCUACAAAGUCUGCAGUCGAAACUACUUCCUUAACUAAAAGUUUUGGAUGGGAUUCUACUGAAGCAUGGCAACAGCAUGAUAUUCAAGAGCUUUGUAGAGUUAUGUUUGAUGCAUUAGAACAGAAAUUUAAAAAUACAGAACAGGCGGAUCUAAUCAAUAGACUUUAUGAAGGAAAGAUGAUUGAUUAUGUUAAAUGUCUUGAGUGUGGAACAGAGAAAUCAAGAGAAGAUACAUUUCUUGAUAUCCCAUUACCAGUUAGACCAUUUGGAAGCAAUAUUGCAUAUAACAGUGUGGAAGAAGCAAUCAGAGCAUUUGUUCAAUACGAAACAUUGGAAGGAACCAAUCAGUAUUAUUGUGAAAAGUGCAACAAAAAAUGUGAUGCACAUAAAGGAUUGAAGUUUACAAAGUUUCCAUAUCUGUUAACCUUACAUCUCAAGCGAUUUGACUUUGAUUACAAAACAUUUCAUAGAAUCAAGCUUAAUGAUAAAGUCACGUUCCCAGAUAUAUUAAAUUUAAAUUCUUUCAUCUCGUCCGCAACGAGUCAAGAAUCUCCUGGUGGUGAAGAAGACAUUGGUUUAGGUAUCAAAUGCGAUGAUAGCUCUACAACGGAUAGCGGUACUUUAGACGAUGACUGUGUACCGUGCGACAACAGUCUUUCCAAUAGUAAUCAUUCAGCCAAUCAUGAUCAAGAUGAUGAUGAAGGUAUUGAUAUGAGCAAUGGACCAUCGACAUCAAGUUGUAGUACACAUAAUCAUGAGAAUGACAAGAAUCGCAGUACUUAUAUGUUAGGAAAAGGUCCAUAUAUGUAUGAACUAUUUUCCAUCAUGAUUCACAGCGGCAGUGCGAGCGGAGGCCAUUAUUACGCUUAUAUAAAAGAUUUUAAAACACAAGAAUGGUUAUGUUUUAAUGACCAAAGUGUAACUCAAAUAACUCACGAUGAUAUUCAGAAAACAUAUGGAGGCGGACCAUCAAGAGCAUAUUAUAGUGGUGCAUAUAGCAGCAGCACAAAUGCAUAUAUGCUCAUGUAUAGACAAAUUGAUCGUACUCGUAAUUCUUUGCCUAUGCAAACUCAAGAUUUUCCACGACAUAUUCAAGAGUUAUUGAAGAAAAUGAAAGAAAAUGAAGAUAAUGAUAGAAAAAAUCGUGAAAAACAAAUGUCCAUACCUAGAUUGAAAAUAUAUUGUCAUCACCCAGUAGAGGGAAAAUUGAUGAACAUUAAAUUAUAUGUUAUGUCUGACAUUACCUGGGCUGAGGCUACAGAGAAGGCAUAUAAGAAAUUUGGCCUUGAAAAUGUAGUGAGUCUAGAUCAAUGUCGUUUAGUUAGUUACGAACAUAAUACCGAUUUAAUAGAAUGUAGUUAUGAUGAUCGAGAGCAUGAAUCUGUUGGAAGUAUAUGGCGUAUUUCACGACGAUUCGAUUUAUUGUUAGAAAUUCGUCGCAAAGAUCAAAAGUUUGAGACAUAUUUACCAGGUGGAGUUGCAACUAAGGUAUUUGUCAUAGAUGUAGCGAGAGAGGAGGUAAUUGACGGUCCAAUCGAUAUUCGAGGUUCUUUGUCGCAAAGUGUUAAAGAGUAUAAACAAAUCGUAGGAAAAAUUAUUAAUAUGGAUCCUAAGCAAAUGAAAGUAAUAUUACGAAAGCAUCCAGAGAUUAGACCUGUGGAAAAUGAUGAUAAUGAUCUUCAAACUGAAGGAUUUUAUAAUGCAAAUAAAGUAUUCAUAUCAACAAUGUAUGACAUAGAUAAUAACAAAUCUUUUCAAGAAUCAACAGUAUACAGAGUCAUAGAAAAUUUUAGAUAUGUUAUUUCAUUACAUGUCCAAUUACCAGAUACCAGCAAAGAAAUAUUGGAAGAAUUGAAUAUUCCGUUAUUAGAUGAUAAACAUGAGGAAAAAGAGAAGCCUGUAGCCAUUAGCAAUGGUUCACCUAAACUGUGUAUUCCCGAGUCUUGGGACAUCAAUAUUUCAAAUCUGAAAUACAGUGAAAAUUCAAAAAGUUGUACACGGAAUAACGAAGAUACUAUUCGAAACAUAAGUCCUCAGUUAGGCGAAGCUGAGGAGUGGAAUACACCUGAACAGAGUAAUAGUGAAGAUAGUAGCCUUAGUGAUAGCGAUAAAACGUUAGUCGGCGAUGCGCCGGAUGGUGCCGAUAUUGAACCGCAGUCGUGGCAUAGGCGCAACUAUAGAGACUACAAGAUUUCAAAGCAAUUCGAAAUAGAAAACUGGGACAUUGAUGACGACUCUGAUUAUUACUUUAGAGCUAAGCCAUAUACAGAUAGUACACAACAAAAAUUAUUUAAAGUAUUAGUCGAUAAAAGAAUGAGAUUAAGCACUUUAAAAAAAGAUUUAGAACCAUUCGUAAGUGUACCUGUGGAUUAUUUUAAAAUUUUUCGUUUAUCGAAUUCCGGUGAAUCAGAAUGUAGCUGUUUAACAGAACAGCUUAAUUCGUACGAGGAUGGUGAGAGACUUAACGUAAAACUCGGACGAGCUUUGCGUAAUGGAGAAUUUAAAGUAAAAUUAUAUCAACUAUUGGUCGACUCCACUGAGCCUUACAAAUUUUUGUGCGAAUGGAUCGUCUCGAAAGAUAUGACGGUCGGGCAUGCGAAAAAAGAGAUACUAGCAGAAAUAAAGAGAAAAUAUGAUAUAGAUAUACCGUAUGAAAAAUGCCGGCUUAGAAAAAAAUAUUAUAAGACAGCCUCAAAAGUAUUCUUAAACGAACAGAAAUUCGAGGAUCUUCGAUUUCACACGCAAUUUGAGAUGAUUGUUCAAGAAUUAUCAGAUAAAGAGACAGUCACAGAUAUCAAUCAGAUCGUCCUGUUUGUCAGAAGGUGGUUACCAGCAAAAUUGCAACUAGGACAAUUUCAAGAAAUUGUUAUGGAUAAUAGGACCGUCGAAGAAUUAAAAAAGAAGCUUUCUUCAAUAUCAGAUAUUCCAGAAGAAUAUAUAGAUAUAGCUAAAGGAAAAGGUAAUUUUCCAUGUGACAGUUGUUCUGUGCUUCGAAUUCAAAAUGAGCUUGAUUGGAAUGAACCUCAUGAUAGUUUAGCUUUCAAUUUUGAAGAUGGUGCCGUUUUCUUAUAUAGGGAUAAUAGGGAAAAACCAAAACAAUUAAAUGCUGAUGAGGUAAUGGAAAUCGCUUUUAAGGAAAAUUCACGCUUAACGCCGCUUACUACUACUUCAAGUUACAGUCCACGUCGAGAGAGAGCACUUAAAAUAUAUUUGGAUACCGAAUGAUUGUUCAUAGAGAAAGAGCACAAGUCUCUUAAAAACGAAUUAUUAAAUAGGCAAAUGAGUGAACACAAAACAUUUGCACGUAAAUUGUUUACAUAUUUGAUAUUUGUGAAAUCAACAUGUCAUCAAUUACCAGAUAUUUUGUGUUUCAAGGAAUCUUCAGCAUUUCAAAGCUUUCGCGUUUUUAAGGGUUUUCGGCUUUCCUUUGAAACUAUUGGAUUUUUAAGACUGUUUGGAUUCAUGAAUUGUUAUAUAGUAAUACAUAUAUCGAGAUCUUGGUAUACAUACCUAAUUUCCAAAUUUCUAGAAUUUAUAUGAAGUGUAAAAUAUAUGUGCGGUAUAUCACUUGGUCCGUUGAAUCAAUUUUUCAUCUGUAGAGAUAAAUUAAACAGCAUAGUUAGCUAUAAAAAAUCCAAUAAUGUGAUAAUAAAUUUCUUGAUACAGUUUCUAAGUGAAUUAUGUGAUACAGGUUUGAUGAAAAUUUAUGUGAUUUAUUGUGAAAACUUAUGUGAAUUAUUGACUAGCACAACAAUUUAUAUUUCUGAUAUUUUUAUUAUUUUUUUAUAAAUUGCUUGUUUUUUCCUGUAUAAAGAAAAGAAUUUAUAUCUUAUAUAUCUUAAAAUAUGUUAGACAUUUUUUUUUAUCUUUAUUAAAACGGAAUUACAUAUUAAUAUUAUACACAAAAUUUAAAAAUUUAUACACAAAAGCUUUCAUAUUGACAAUAUUUUUGUUUCUUUUCUGGCACAACAAUGAUUAAAUCACAUUCUUCAAGUCUAUUAGGCUUUCAAAUUUUAGUUUAUGAAGUAUCUUGUUUUGCAAAUCAUUUUUUCUAAUAUGUAUAUACAGCAUUAAUUUGACAAUGUGAUAUGUGUCAAAUUACUUUAAUCAUGUUAUAACAAAUAUGUGAUAAUUUUUAAUUAUUUAUACUUAAUUAAUAUCUUCACUCUUAAUGUGCAUAAAUUCGAAAAUAACAAAAAUAAUGUUUUAAAAAGAAAUGUUGAAAGAAACAGAUUAUUUUUAUUAUAUACAAAUUUUUAUAAGUUAUAUAUGCAUAUAUAUUUUUUUUCUUCAUCAUGUUACUGACAGAAAAUCUGAAAGAACAUAUACUGCUGAGCUAAUAUAUUUCAUUAUUGUUUUUACUUUAUAAUGUAUAUGUAUACAUAUCUCUCAUCAUAUUUCUAUUUUUUGCAAUAACAAACAUAAAUAUUAAAAAUAUUUUUAUCUAAAAAGAUAUGAGUAUUUUUUUUAAUUUAUAAAAAUGUGAAUCACAUUUAUUGUUUCAGCUGCUAAUGUUUUUGCUUGAAACCAUCUAGCCUGAAAUCUGUUUUUAUAUGACACUUCAAUGAUUUUUUUCUCUUAAAGAUGAAAAUUGAUAAACUGGAUCAAGUGGUAAUUUAAUUAGUUCUAUUUGUUAUAACUUUAUUUAUUUUGUUAUCCUCUCUAUAAUUAAUGUUUUAUUUAUCACCUGAAACUAGACUUUAAACGUUGUUUGAUUAAUGUUUUUAUAAUCGCUGAACGAAUGAAAAAUAUUGAUGCUGAUGCUAUCUUUUAGCAAGAUAGAUAACAAUAAAAGUUGUGAAUUAUACAUUUGAUCUUUUUUUUGUGAAUAAGUUAAUUGUAAGAUUAUAAUAUAUAUCUCUCUUGAUAGGAUUGUAAUUUGAAACUUUCCACUCAUCAGCGAUCAAAUAUUAUUCUCUGUAUAAUACACCGAAGUUAUGUGUGAGACAAAUUAUAUUUAUAAUUAUUAACAAUGAAAUAUUGAAA
Messenger RNA from Cataglyphis hispanica, 5952 nucleotides. RefSeq names its product ubiquitin carboxyl-terminal hydrolase 47 (gene Usp47). Bases 277 to 4191 code for a protein of 1304 amino acids. Gene Ontology annotation, molecular function: cysteine-type deubiquitinase activity; cysteine-type endopeptidase activity. Gene Ontology annotation, cellular component: nucleus; cytosol. The record is from RefSeq and is a predicted model, not a curated record. The transcript is spliced from 17 exons. Gene Ontology annotation, biological process: protein deubiquitination. Lineage: Eukaryota; Metazoa; Arthropoda; Insecta; Hymenoptera; Formicidae.